Theobroma cacao (cacao) is the source of this 2719-nucleotide messenger RNA. RefSeq lists its product as uncharacterized. Lineage: Eukaryota; Viridiplantae; Streptophyta; Magnoliopsida; Malvales; Malvaceae. Gene Ontology annotation, molecular function: protein binding. The record is from RefSeq and is a predicted model, not a curated record. Gene Ontology annotation, cellular component: membrane.
UGACGGUGAAAUGGUUUGGAUGGCUGUUUAUCUUGGGGGAGGAUUCCACUUAUAAAUAGCGGAGAACAUCAACUGUCUUUAGUUGAGCAUUGAUCAAAAUAAGGGAAGAAAGCAAGUUUCAAUGAUGGGGCAAGCACAAGAGAAGGAGACGACAGAGCAGGUUUCAAAGAUGCAACCAUCAGCAUCGCCAGAGACAGUGGCAGAGCAACAGGGUUUGCAACUCAUGAAGCCAUCGGAAAGACUGUUCCAGUAUGCCAUGAAAGACCAGUGGCACGAUGUGGUGAAGGUCUACAGGGAGAAUCCUGAGAGCCGGAAGGCCAAGAUUACAGAAGCUGAAGACACUGCUUUGCACUUAGCAGUCUCAGGUGGAAAGCAAGAAUUCGUGUAUCAAUUGGUGGACAUCCUUGAAGAAAAUGCUUGGGAUGUUUUGAACGCCAAGAAUAAGAGAGGGAAUACACCACUUCACACAGCAGCAGCACUAGGAAACGCACACAUGUGCCAAUGUAUGGCCUCAAAAUAUUUUAAGCUCAUUGCUGAAAAAAACGAACGGAAUGAAACCCCAAUUUUCUUGGCAGCUAAGUAUGGCCAUAAAAAUGCUUUCUUUUGCCUCUAUUUUUGUUACCCCCAAGGAAACCGCUCGGAUUUUUGCAGCAGAGAUGCAAGGGGUAAUACCAUUCUUCAUGCUGCCAUUGUUGGAGAACACUUUGAUUUGGCAUUUCAAAUCCUAUGCGAAUAUCCAGAUCUUGUGAACGCUAUCAAUGAAAAUGGUUCAUCUCCUCUCCAUGUUCUAGCCACGAAGACUAAUGCAUUUAAGAGUGGUAGUCGUCUUGGACUGUUCGAUUCGAUCCUCUACAGCUGUAUCAUAGUGGAUAAGAUGAAGGAGAAAACAUAUGACAGUAACGAUUACCAGAAAAAGUUUGAAGAAAAUGAAAGUGAUUGCUUUCCACCAACCUACGAAACCUGCGUGCGCUUCUUCGGAAUGUUUCUGGGUGUGGUUUGUUUUGGCAUGCCAAAAACAUGUUCUUUUAGAAGUACAAGUAGCUUGCUUUCAUGCAUUAAUCACAAGAAGAAGGAGAAGAAGGGCAACAGCAAUCGUGACGAAGAGAAUCCUCAAGGGACGAGCAAACUAACUUAUCAAGGUACAAGCCCAGAGCCGGAGGAAGAGCAUAGAGCAGACUAUGUUCCAGAGAAUUAUACCACAUUUAUACAAUUUUUCAAAUUUGUGACGAAAUUCGUGAUGGUUGUUCUGGGACUUGGCUUUCAAAGGAUAAAGAAGAUAACAACAAAGAAGCAGAGACACACAUGGGCUUCUCAGGUCAUGGAUAAGUUGAUUGAGAAUGCUUCUACGUAUAAGUAUUCUGGAGGACAGACUGGCACUAGCAUUGACGGAACGACUGAAGAAUUUCCACCUAAUCCAAGCCUAACGAGUGCAUCUCAUCAGGAUACAAAUACAGGCAAUGGUUCCAAAUCUGAAACCUUAGGCAAACAAGGGGAAUGUCAUAAUGAAACAGGUUCCUCAAAAAUGGAAGGGAAUGAUGCACCGGUGGAGAAAUAUCUUGGAGAAUACCAUAUUACAGGAACUGUGGAUUCAAAGACUUCAAAGCACGCCGUGCAGAUGAAACUUGAAACAAAAGCUGCUGUUGAAUCUACAAAACAGAAGACACCUAUUCUAACAGCAGCAAGUAAAGGCAUAACCGAAAUGGUGGAAAAAAUUUUAGAUAAAUUUCCAGUUGCUAUCCAGGACGUGGAUACUGAAAACAAAAAUGUCAUGCUCUUAGCCGUAGAGAACAGACAAACUCAUACUUUCCAAUUUCUUGUGGAAAGGAAAGGUUUACAUGAAAGUGUUUUUCGACAACGGGACAACCAAGGAAACAAUGCAUUGCAUCUUGCUGCAACCUAUGGAAAUUAUCGACCCUGGCUGAUUCCAGGAUCCGCAUUGCAGAUGCAAUGGGAAAUCAAAUGGUACAAGUUUGUCAAGAAAUCCCUGGCAAAACAUCUUCUUGGUCAUUACAACAAUAAGGAUCAAACUCCAAAGCAAAUCUUUACAGAAACACACAAAACCCUUGUCAAAGAUGGCAGUGAAUGGCUCACCAAAACCUCUGAAUCAUGCUCUCUUAUUGCUGCACUCAUUGCAACAGUAGCAUUUGCCACAGCAGCAAACAUUCCAGGUGGUGUCAGUCAUGGUAAACCAGUUCUAAGAGAUGAGCCUGCAUUUGAUGUCUUUGCCAUCUCAUCUCUUGUAGCUCUAUGCUUCUCUGUUACAGCCUUAGUCUUUUUCCUGGCAAUUCUCACCUCUCGAUUCGAAGAGAAGGAUUUUGCCAAUAAACUGCCAAGGAAACUUAUAUGGGGUUUAACAUCACUAUUUACAUCUAUAGCUGCUAUGCUGGUCUCCUUUUGUGCAGGGCAUUUCUUUGAACUGAGAGAUGAGUUAAAGUCUGCAGCAUUUCCAAUAUACACAGCAACAUGCUUGCCUAUUUCCUUCUUUGCUCUCGCACAACUACCGCUCUACUUCGAUCUUUUAUGGGCUAUCUGCCAAAGAGUGCCACAACGCAGCUAUAAGGAAUUUGCUUCGUAAUCAUCUACUGGCCUUCUAUGCUGUAUAAUAUCUGCCAUGGUGUUCAAGUAAUUAUAUUUUUGUAAGAUACAUAGGAUUGGUUUUGUGUGAAAGUGGUUGCUAUUGUGUUUUCCAAUGAUCGAUCUGCCUCAGACAUCAGUGUUA